Messenger RNA from Aethina tumida (small hive beetle), 4986 nucleotides. RefSeq names its product hornerin. The transcript is spliced from 4 exons. The record is from RefSeq and is a predicted model, not a curated record. NCBI's taxonomy places the organism in Eukaryota, Metazoa, Arthropoda, Insecta, Coleoptera, Nitidulidae. The coding region runs from base 151 to 4893 and encodes 1580 amino acids.
GUUUCGAUUUUUGGGAAUCCGAAGCGACAGAUCUUCGGAAAGGUCAAGAAUGAUAACUCUAGAAUAUAUAUGAUUGCGCAUUCUCGACACAACAUUUAGUAUUGUGCGAAAAUCGUCGGCGUGUGAUACUACAGAAAAAUACACGACACGAUGAAAAUAGCAACGACGCUGUUAUUGGCGUCCUUGGGGCUUGUCGCCGCGACGCCCAACGGCGUCUACCAUCAGGAGUACAAUUAUCGUAGUUCCUCGUCAUCUUACCGCAACAACGAACUGCAACACAAGAACGACGAUUCUGGCUACUAUUCGAAAGACGGUGAUCUGGAAGGUCGCCUCAAACCCAAGAUAAACUCCCACAACGAGCAUUCCGAAUACGUCAACCCGAAACUGCAGACCAACAGUCACACCAGCAUGACUUUGGGCGAAAACGGCAUGAAUUCUUAUGGAGAACUGAAUGCACAGAACUAUGGCGCCGGUUUCGGCUCUGGUUACGGUGGUGGUGCUGCUGCUGGUUACGGCUCUUCUUCUCGCUACGGUUCUUCCUCUAACUAUGGAGCCUCCUCGUCUUAUGGUUCCAGUUACGGCGCAUCGAGUAUCCAAAGUCUGACCCAAAACCUCCAAGCCCAAUUGGAACGCCAGCUCCAGGAUGCCAUCUACGAAAGUCAAAGGGUUUACGGUCAUUCAUCCUACUCCAAUUCGGCCAUGAGAGAUCUGGAAGAGGAACUGCGUCGCAACUUGACCGCCAGACUCCAAGACGAACUCCACACCAGAUACGGAAGUCAAACGGUCAAAGGUGGCUUGUCUUACACGAUCCGCGGCGGAAGAGUGGAACCCACCGCCAAUUACAACAACCAGGAACUCACCGAUCUCACGCGCCAAAUCGAAAACAACCUGUUGAGAAAGUUGCACACCGAAUACGGAAGCUCUUCUUCUCAUUCCUCUUCGGCAUCCAGCAAUUCCUACAACUACCAAUACACGUCGACCCAUCGACCCUAUUCAACCCUCUACCCCAACAUCAACAUUCAUACAACGACAUACAGACCGUACUAUUCCACCCCAACUAGCCAGUCCAGUUCGAGGUAUUCCAGCAGUCAGUACAUGUCUAAAACGAGUCAAUCCCGCUACACUCCCGUAUCAAAUCCUCUGUCGAUCACCGUAAUAGCCUCCAACGUUCAAAACAAUUUGGACCGUCAACUGAACGAUCUCCUCGAAAGCGUUCAAACCCAGUACUUCACCGAAGGGUCGUCUUACGGCGUCACCAACUACGACAUUGUCCUUAAACGUCUUCAGGACGAACUGAAAACCAACUUGACGUAUUUGUUGGACGAAGAGUUGCGUAGAAAUUACGGCAGUCAAACUUUGCACGACGGCUAUUGGUAUUCGUUAGGACCGAACGGACAACAAAGCCAACAAUACAACUACAAUUCCAGAGAUUUGGAGAAUCUCAAGAGCCAAAUCGAACGUAACCUCUUGCAGAAACUGAACAGCGAUUUCGAAAACCGCAGGUCGAGAUUCGAACAACACUACCGUUCAUCAUCAUCCAGUAGCAGCAGCAGCAGCAGCAACUAUGGAGCCAGCGGUAGCUAUGGCACCCAUUACGGCAGUGGAAGCUCCCAAUAUGCCGUGGGAAGCAGGGGCAGCUACGGAGCCAGUAGCAACUACGGCACAAGCGGAAGCUACGGAACCAACACCUUGGAGAACUACUCCACCAGACCAUCCGCAAAUCAUCUCGCGCCGUUGAUCAGUGCAGGACAACAAGGUAUCAAGACGCACAACAACAAUUAUAGAUAUGUUGCCGGAGCCGGCACCGGAGGUUACGAAAUGUCGGGAAAUCUGGCUCAAUUGCAAAGAGAGUUGCAGGAAAGUCUUUCCAGGCAAUUGCAACAAGCCAUCAGCCAAACCCAUUACACCUCCGGUUAUUCCUCCGGAAGUUUUAACUCUCAGGACUUCCAAAAUUCCCUGCAACAACUUUCCGACGAACUGAACCGCAACCUGACGCGACAACUCCAAGACUCCUCUUACUCGUACAGUUCGUCCGGAAUCACCGAUCAACAGAUGGCUUCCCUUCGCAACCAGCUGCAAGGAGAACUCCAACGCCAACUUCAGCAAGGUCUCCGUCAGAGCUGGAGUUCCUCCAGUUCCUAUAGCGCUUCGGCGUCCAGUUCCAACUUCCGACCGGUCAGAGGACUAAACGGACAGUUGAGGGACGGCGAAGAUUGCCAAUACGACGAUCCCAAUGUCGCAUACAGGAGACAAAGGAGACACGCGGGAUAUGGUGCUUAUCUCAGAUCUGCGCCGAUUCCUUCAGACACUGAACAAAUCUCUGGUCACUACGGAGGUCAUUCCCAAACUUAUCGCCACAGUUGGCAAGGUUCCAGCUCAUACAACCACCGUUCUUCUUCGUCUGCCUCCUCCAGUUAUGGUUGGGGUCAAAGAGGCCAACAACAAAUUGAUUUAGGGCAACAAGUUGAAGACGAUGACUUUGGAAGGUUAGAUGUGGGACAACAACAACAGCAACAGCAAGUAGAUUUGGGACAACAAAUUGAAGAGGAAGAUGACGGAUUCGCAAAACUACAAACGGGUCAGCAGCAAGUCGAAUUGGGACAAGAAGUAGAGGACGACGGUUUUGUAAAAUUGCAAACUGAACAACAGCAACAACAACAACAACAACAAAUAAAUUUGGGAGGACAGUUCAACAGUCUCGGUCAAAAACAGAUCGAAGACGAUACUUUGAGUAAAAUACAAGUUGGAAACAUACAAAAUCACGACGAUCAACAACUCGAUUUGGGACAAGAAAUAGAAGAUGACGGAUUUACGAAAUUACAAGUCGGAAAUAGCAACAGCAUCGGAAAAUUGAAACUUGAAAAUCAACAUCAAGAAGAAAUUAAUUUGGGACAACAGGCGGAUUUGGGGCAAAAAAUUGAAAACGAUCAAGUUGCCAAAAUAGAACUUGAUAACGAACAAACUGUUUCAUCACUGGGAAAGUCACAAUUUGGUAGUCAACAACGACAACAAGAAAUAGAGCUUGGACAGCAACAGGAAGAAUUGGGACAGGAAAUCGAAGAAGACGAUUUCGGUAAGACUCAAGUCGGAGCGCAGUAUCUAAGUGCUCCGCAACAACCAAUCGUUGGACACCAACAACUAAAUUUGAAUCAACAACAACUAGAUUUAGGCCAACAAAUAGAAGAUGAUAGUUUUAGUAAAUUAACUAACCAACAGUCAACAACCGCGGAUUAUCUCUAUCAAAACCGACAGCAACAACAACAACAAUUAAUUGGACAGGAACAAAUCGAUCUAGGACAACAACAAGUGGAUCUGGGACAGCAGAUUGAAGAAGACAGUUUUGAAAAAUUACAGGCUGCUGGAAAAUUACUUGCCGAUCAACAAACAUCGACAGGUCAACAACAAAUUGGACAAGUACAAGAAGAUUUGGGUCAACAAGUAGAGGAAGACGGCUUCACACAAUUACAAACUGGAGGAAAGCUUAUUUCCGGCCAAAAUCAACAGCAACUCGUUGGUCAAGAGCAAAUCGAUUUGGGACAACAAGUUGAACAAGACGAAGACGAUUUUGGAAAAUUGCAAAUAGGGCAACAACAACAACAAUUACAAGAAAACACGUUAAACAAAAUACAAAUGAAUGGACAGUUUGCUCAGCAAAAUCAACAAGCACAGCAAUCAGUAAUAGGAUUGAAUGAAAACGACAAUAAAUUCUACCAUCAAACAGGGUACGCGAAUUUAAAUCAAAAAAUCGAAGAUCAAGCUUUAGGCAUCGGCAGCAAACCUAAGAAUAACCUGCAAGAUGCGAACAAGUUGUUCGCUUCCGGUGUUGUUACUGGAGACACUCACAUUACUCAACAACAACAAUUACCUUCAAUUGAUCUAGGUCAACAACAAGAGUCAAUCGAUGACAGUCAACAAGCGAAGCAAUCCGAACAGAAACAAGAAUCCCUCGGCCAAAGUUGGAUUACUGCCGGCCAAUCGAAUACAAACACUGCCAGUCUUCAAACUGGCAGUCAAACACAACAAGAAUCAAUCUCAAACACACCGUUCACUACGUCCACUAUUCCAACCAGUCAAGUAACAAUUGACCAACAAUCAAUUUCGAAAGCAGAAGCCGAAGCUGACGCUUUAAUAGAAGCCAUCAGAGCAUCGAGACGCAGACAACCGCAACCAAUUAAUGCUGCAACAGUACCGUACCGGGGUUACAGUUACGGUGGAACGGCAGGCAGAAACACCCACUUUCAAACUGCGCAUUCUUAUUCCGAUGGAUUUGCUGUCUCCGGAAACGGAUACCGCGGAACAACUGGAAGAGGAGACAUUACUAUGAACGCCGGUUAUACCGGAAACGUUCAACAACAGCCCGAAGUCGAAAGAGGCACCAACGUCGGAUCUUCCGGAUAUGGUCAAAGGCAAAUCCAGUCAGGUUACUCCACAGGUUCCGGAAGCAGAGUCAACCUGCAAUACGGCAAUCAAGCACAAAAAUCAGGAAACGGAGAAAUUUACGAAUCAAGAACCGAAAUCGUCCUGGAAGGUGCGUCCGGAGGUAGAACUGGAUACGGAAGCGGAAGACGUGAUCAAACUGGCUAUUCCGGAAGUGGAGGUGUUCAUUACGGAUCGCAACACAAUCUUGAACAACAAUUGGAAACGACACAAGAUUUACACGUCCCCGCGCCUGAAUUCGCUUCCUCCGGAGUACAAUCCGGUUACGGACGCAGAAGCGGAGUCAAAGGAGGACGUCGUCCGACCACUUCUCUUGUGGAGCCAGUACAGGUGGAGAAAAUCGAACCCGCUCAGGUUGAGUUAAUUGAGCAAGCGGUCGCAGUGGAAACAACAACCACUGAGAAACCGUCGUGGUGGAAGAGAGUUGGUAAUAAAGUCAAGGAUGUCAUAGGUUAAUUUUUACAUGUGAGUGUUUAUGAUAAUGAACACAAGUAUUUUAUAAUUGUAUAUAAGAUUAAUAAUGUAGGCAAUAAAGACAAAUAAUAUCGA